This is a messenger RNA of Onychostoma macrolepis, 5760 nucleotides long. It is a transcript of the gene sv2a, whose product is annotated as synaptic vesicle glycoprotein 2A. Gene Ontology annotation, cellular component: membrane. The transcript is spliced from 13 exons. Gene Ontology annotation, biological process: transmembrane transport; chemical synaptic transmission. NCBI's taxonomy places the organism in Eukaryota, Metazoa, Chordata, Actinopteri, Cypriniformes, Cyprinidae. Bases 389 to 2590 code for a protein of 733 amino acids. Gene Ontology annotation, molecular function: transmembrane transporter activity. The record is from RefSeq and is a predicted model, not a curated record.
GGUAACCAUGCAACGUCAGCGUGCCGAUUAAUAUUAAUAAAUCAAGCGUUCGCCAUAGUAGGAAUCGUUAAUUUUGCCUGUGUAGUAGGGUUGCACCCCGUUACACGUCACACGCGCCUUCGUUACAGGGUGAAGAUACAGGCAAUGUCACACAGCCCUGCUCAUCAUCACGACUAAAAAUUCACCGUAUCUUAUAAACAAUUAUUCCUGACAUCAUUUGGAAAAAUAAAAACUGAAUCGCACUGACUGCGGUGUAGAGCUCUGUGCUCUAGACGCUGCUGUCCAAGGUCCUGAACUUCUUCAGCCCAGCUUCACUCUACUACAUGCGAACAGGCAGGUCCUGACAUCCAGUUCCAGCACUCUUUACAUCAGCGCACAACUUUGAACCAUGGAGGAGGGUUACAGAGACCGUUCGGCCUUCAUUAAAGGUGCUAAGGACAUUGCCAAAGAGGUCAAAAAGCAAGCAGGUAAAAAGGUGGGCCGCCAUGUGGACAGGGUGAGCGACGAGUACACCAAACGCUCUUAUACCCGCUUCGAAGAGGACGACGAUGAUGAAGAUUACCCCGUGCAGGCCCAGGACGGCAGCUACUACCGCAGCAACAGCAGGGCCAACGACGACGAAGGGGCUCACAGCGACUCCACAGAGGGCCACGAUGAGGACGAUGAGAUCUAUGAGGGCGAGUACCAGGGCAUCCCCAGAAACGACUCCGUUGAGAAGGCCGACAGACAGGUGGGCGGAGUGGGACAGUCUCAGUUCCGGGACAAGACGCAGUACGAGGCGGAGAGGAGGAAGGACCAGGAGGAGCUGGCCCAGCAGUACGAGACCAUCCUCCAGGAGUGUGGCCACGGCCGCUUCCAGUGGACCCUGUACUUUGUGCUGGGUCUGGCCCUCAUGGCUGACGGCGUGGAGAUCUUCGUGGUGGGCUUCGUACUGCCCAGUGCUGAGAAAGACAUGUGUUUGUCUGAGCCCAACAAAGGGAUGCUGGGUCUAAUUGUGUAUCUGGGUAUGAUGGUGGGUGCCUUUGUGUGGGGAGGUCUGGCUGACAGAAUCGGCCGCAGACAGACUCUUCUUAUCUCUCUCUCCAUCAACAGUGUCUUUGCUUUCUUCUCCUCCUUUGUCCAAGGAUACAGCUCCUUCCUGUUCUGUCGUCUGCUCUCCGGUGUGGGGAUCGGUGGCUCUAUUCCCAUCGUGUUCUCAUAUUACUCUGAGUUUCUGGCUCAAGAGAAGCGUGGUGAGCACUUGAGCUGGCUCUGCAUGUUCUGGAUGAUUGGAGGCAUCUACGCUGCUGCCAUGGCCUGGGCCAUCAUUCCCCACUAUGGCUGGAGUUUCCAGAUGGGCUCAGCCUACCAGUUUCACAGCUGGCGAGUGUUUGUGCUGGUGUGUGCGUUCCCAUCCGUCGCUGCUAUCGCUGCGCUGACCACCAUGCCAGAGAGCCCACGCUUCUUCCUGGAGAACGGAAAACAUGAUGAAGCUUGGAUGAUUCUGAAGCAGGUCCAUGACACCAACAUGAGGGCCAAGGGCUACCCGGAGAGGGUUUUCUCCGUCACCACUAUUAAGACGGUGAAACAGAUGGAUGAGCUGGUUGAUAUGGGUGGAGAGUCCACAGCCUGGCAUCAGCGCUGGAGGAUCAAGCUGACCAACCUCUUCCAUCAGGUGUGGAGCAACUUCCUAACAGUGUUUAAUCCAGAGUACCGGAGGAUCACCUACAUGAUGAUGGCUGUGUGGUUUUCCAUGUCCUUCAGCUACUACGGGCUGACUGUUUGGUUCCCUGACAUGAUCAAAUACCUGCAGAAACAAGAGUACUCCUCUCGCACAAAGGUCUUCAUCAAAGAGAAAGUGGAGCAUGUGACCUUUAACUUCACCCUGGAAAACCAGAUCCACCGGAAUGGAGAGUACUUCAACAACAAGUUCUUGAAUCUGAAGAUGAAGUCUAUGGUAUUUGAAGACUCCCUGUUUGAGGAAUGCUACUUUGAGGAUAUCACGUCAAGCAACACCUUCUUCAAAAACUGCACCUUUAUCUCCACCCUCUUCUACAACACAGACUUGUUCAAGUACCGGCUGAUCAACAGCAAACUCAUCAACAGCACCUUUCUGCAUAACAAAGAGGGCUGUAUGCUGGAUUUCAGCGAUGAGAACAACGCGUACAUGAUCUACUUCGUCAGCUUCCUUGGCACACUUGCUGUCCUGCCUGGGAACAUCGUGUCUGCCCUGCUCAUGGACAAGAUCGGACGUCUAAGAAUGCUGGCGGGUUCCAGUGUGAUUUCCUGCAUCAGCUGCUUCUUCCUGUCGUUUGGAAACAGUGAAUCUGCUAUGAUCGCCUUGCUCUGUCUAUUCGGGGGCAUCAGCAUUGCAUCGUGGAAUGCCCUGGAUGUGCUAACAGUGGAGCUGUACCCCUCGGACAAGAGAACUACAGCCUUCGGGUUUCUAAACGCCCUCUGUAAAUUAGCUGCAGUUCUGGGCAUCAGCAUCUUCCAGUCGUUCGUGGGCAUCACUAAAGCGGUGCCCAUCCUCUUCGCAUCGGGGGCUUUGGCAGCAGGAAGCUUCUUGGCUCUCAGGCUUCCUGAGACUCGCGGUCAGGUGCUUCAAUAGUGCAGCGUUCCAGCAUGCAGGUGGCGGCGUUUGAGUUUGAUCCUGUCCGUGAGUGAGCAAUGCUGGAAGCAGCGACACAAAUCCAACAUUUACAGAUAUCUUCAUUCCUCCAAUAUGUGCAGUCGUAUUAUAAUUUCAAUUUAAUUUGAUUUCAUUCAGAUCUACAUGUAUAGAGAUGUUCCCUGCUGAUGUCUCACUGUCUCACAGGAAUAUUGGAAACCCUGUGUGUAUGUGUGUGUGUAGAAAAACUGCCAUGUUAAACACAUUCCAGAUUUGCGUUAUGGAAUGAAUGUGAAAUUUAACAUGUUCAUUUUUGACUUUCCCUUUAAUCUUCAUCCGAGCCAUCACAUGAUUUGAAAACCAUCACUGAGGACCCGUGAAAUCAGUAGGUAGAUAUAUUUGAAUGGACAGUGUUGAUCUAGUGGUGCUGGUGAUGGUUAUUGUUGUUGCUUUACUCUAGUCCGUUGUGUCCCAAAAACAUAAAAAGUGUGUGAUGCCGCAAUUGUCUGCAAUAUCGGCUCAAGCACUCCUCAUUUUGGUUUUCGUAAUUCAAAUUCGGUUGUUUUUUUCAAAAUGUCUCAUUAUUGACGGUGUUGUGCAUGCAAUGAAGCGUGACGAUUCAUAAGAAUAUGCUUGAAGAUAGUGAACAUAACUGAUGAAAGUGCUCUACCUAUGAUUCUUUGGACAUGAUGUAAAAUAUGAGAUAAGUGACAUGAUGGGUUGUCAUUGUAUGGUUCAGUGUGCCAUUAUUCAUAUUUUGCAUUGUUUUAUGCUACUAUCACACUUUCCUAUUGAGAUCCACAGAGCAGUUUUAGUUGUGUCGCUUUUGAAUGUGCGCAAACAUUGAGACAAACGUUACAUUCGCCCCGUUUUCAUACAAAAGUCCAUCGAACGCAUAAGAAAAAACGAAAGGAAAAAAUGAACAAAUGAAGCACAAUGUGAUUUGAUUAAACUGUCAAAAACAAUAGUUUUAUUUUGAUGAUUAUGUAAAUUAUGUAUUGAAUAUAAAUAUAUAAAAAUUAGCUGUAAUUCAAGUCUGUCUGUUUGAACACUCAAACUAUUAUUAAAUAUACAAACAUAUAUAUAAGAAAAGAUAUUUACAUGUUCAAAUGUUGAACUAGUAUCAACAUAUGUUUUAGAUAGAUUCCAUUUGAUGUAUGUAUAUACAGUUUAUCUGUUCAUUAAGGGAUUUCAUUUUUUUAUCAAAGCAAAUAUAUUAAAAAAUGACCGAACAAGUCAAUACACUGAUUUGCAGCACACACAAUCGCCCUCCUUCACGUUUUCUCUUGUGUUCUUGUAAAGAAACAGAGGUAUCCGUCUGUGUGUGGGUAUGUGUGUAAGUAUGGAAGUAUGUGUGCUUGCAUGUGAAAUGUUGAGUGUUCUCUGAAUAUUUGUAUUUAUUUAUAUAACUGUUUAUGAGAGUUUGAUUUUAUAGUAUUUUUUACUUUGAGUAUCUGUAGAAACAGACGUAGUGCCACAUGCAGGGUGAAUUUUUUGCUGUAUCAUUGUUGACCUGAUGUUCAAUUCUUUGGUGACUUGGUAGCAGUAACUGAACAUAGCAUCAAAAAGAAGCGAAAGUCAAAACCCAAUGGAUUUUUAAAAAUAAAGCAACAUUUAAUAUAAUAUCCCAUUAGGACAAACAACUUGUCCAACUCUGCUACAUUUUACCAAGCACAAUUAAUACUAGUUCCAUGGAGAAUCAUGGAAAACUGGUUAAAUAACCAGAUAACGACGCAAAAAAACAAAACAAAAUCAGAGAAGACAAAACCCCACCUGGCUGGAAGCUAUAUUUCAGCCCUGUUGCUCGUAAACACAGCCAGCGCUUACACGAAAACCGUUUUUGGUGUCAUUCUCAACGUUCUUUACUGCCAUUUUGUAGGAUAGCAGCCAUAUUACGUGCUCAGAGUAGACACACGAUCCAACCAACCAUUUUUAGAUUUAAAAAUACUUCAACCAAAGUGGUUACCGAACACAAACUAUUCAUUUUAGGCACAAAUGUAACUUUCAAGCUCUUAAAAUGUUUCUAACAGCCUAUUUUAAUUGGAGAAAGUGGCAUUGUGUCACAUAGUUAAAAAAAAAAAAUUCUAGAAACUGCCAUCCCUGCCGUGACCGUCGGUCACCAGUAGUGUCACAGAUGCUGUAGUGACAAUCUUUAUGUGUGCCAUUUGUGACCGUGCGCAUCUUUAAUUGCCAAAUAUUUUCUACUUCCUCGGUUUGUACUGGCAGAUCUCACAUCACGGCACAGACAAAAAACCCUAAUUUGUAAUACAUCGACGUUCUAGCAGGGUGUGGAAUCUGAAAAGAAUCUGAAAAACAAAGUUUUGAGGCUAUAGACAUAUCUCUCAAUCAGGUGUUUUACUCAGAUGGGACGCACUUCAUGCUCUUGCAAAUGUUUCAAACGAGCCGAAAGCUGGUUACAAUUUAGGGAAGGCUUGAAAACGAUAACUAUUAAAGAUUUGGUUGGUCAGUAAACUAGAUAGGCCUAAUUGUUUGCACGCACCAAUCAUCUUAUAUAUAUAUAUAUAUAUAUAUAUAUAUAUUGAACUUCUUUGACGUCACUUUCAAAAUGGCCCAUCGAAAACAUUUCCAAACAGUCCUGCAGUUCUUCACAUCUCCAACGUGUAGCUGUUGUUCCCUUCAUUGAAUUACAGUGAGUAUGUCAUAAUUGCUGUUGUAUGCUGUGAAUUACAGUAACUAAUCUCAGUGAAGCUAUGACUUAUCUGUGUACAAGCAGUCCUGGAUUUGGUCCUCACUUAAGAUUGUGUACUGGUUGUAAGACUUUUGGGUUUUGUUACAGGGUCUUUUGUAUUUCUAAACGUGUUCACUUAGCAACAAUCAAUCUUGUGUGCAAAAAGCAAAAAUCAAAGCAAUAAGUGGUAAACAUGUUCGCUCUGCCUCCAAACUAUUGGGCAAGAAAGCACACUAAAAUAUCCGCUGGCCAUAUUUGGUGAAACAGCAGCUGAAAGAAAACAACAGGCCGACAUCCGUGUACUCUACAAAUAUACCAUAGGUCUUCUGAUGCUUUUGUCAGUUUCAAUGUAUUGCCAUAAUUUAAAUGUGACAGAGAGUUUAUCACCUUAUCAUUGUACUGUGCUGUAGAGAUUGUAGAUGUUUGUAUGUAAAUGAAUAAAUAUGUGGAAUAAUAAAACAAAAAAGAUAAAAAUGUUGAA